Molecule: messenger RNA, 2915 nt
Organism: Lycium ferocissimum
Lineage: Eukaryota; Viridiplantae; Streptophyta; Magnoliopsida; Solanales; Solanaceae
Product: pentatricopeptide repeat-containing protein At1g20230-like
Exons: 1
Coding region: 232-2109 (625 amino acids)
Biological process (GO): RNA modification
Molecular function (GO): protein binding; zinc ion binding; RNA binding
Source: RefSeq, a predicted model, not a curated record
UUAGAACAUGGAGUUUCUAAUUUGAAUCAAGUUAACACCUCUUGCUAUACAUUCAUAACAUACAAGUGCAAAAACUUGUACUAACAUUAUAAGUAAAAUUUGAUCAGAAAAAUGUAAAGGAAAGUAGGGAAAUCAAAUGGAGAUGAACACUUCCAUAUUAAAUUGAAUCACCUCCAAAGUUCAAACAUUCCGUUUAUCCCAUGACAACAGAAACCAACUUCCAGAAAAACAAUGUUGAGACUCCUCUUACAACCAUUGUACCAAAACUCAUUUCCACCAUCUACUUACGCACCCAUUUUCCAGUUCUUGAUAGGCAAAAAUCUCCUCAAACUUGGCCAACAAGUACACGCUCACAUGGCCAUUCGAGGUAUUCUUCCCAAUGGAUUAAUCGCAGCUAAAAUGGUUGCCAUGUAUGCUAGCUCAGGUGAACUCAAAUCAGCUUCACAUAUUUUCGACAAUGCCACUGAACCCACGUCGAUUCUUUACAAUGCAAUGAUUAGAGCACUUACCCUUUAUGGAAUUACUGAAAGAACAAUACAGCUUUACUUCCAAAUGCAUUCUUUAGGCUUACGUGGCGAUAAUUUUACCUAUCCCUUUGUUUUCAAGUCAUGUGCUGAUUUAUGUGAUGUUUGGUUUGGGAAAUGUGUUCAUUGUUUGAUUUUGAGAUGUGGGUUGGUGUCUGAUAUUUAUGUUGGAACUUCUCUGAUUGAUAUGUAUGUGAAGUGUGGUGAUUUGGUUGAAGCACAUAAACUGUUUGAUGAAAUGCCUGUGAGAGAUGUAUCGACUUGGAAUGCGUUGAUUGCGGGGUAUAUGAAAGAUGGGUUGUUUAAAUAUGCUGAGGAAUUGUUUGAGGAAAUGCCAACUAGGAAUAUUGUGUCGUGGACGGCUAUGAUUUCGGGGUAUGCUCAGAAUGGUUUGGCUGAUAAGUCGUUGCGAUUGUUUGAUAAGAUGUUGGAUCGUGACUCGGAGGUGAGACCUAAUUGGGUGACGAUUAUGAGUGUGUUACCUGCCUGUGCACACUCGGCUGCAUUGGAGCGUGGGAGGAAGAUACAUAAGUUUGCUAGAGAGACGGGAUUGGAGAAGAAUCCUUCGGUGCAGACAGCUCUUAUAGCCAUGUAUGCUAAAUGUGGCAGCUUGGUUGAUGCUCGUUUGUGUUUCAAUCAGAUAAACCCCAAGGAGAAGAAGUUGGUUGCUUGGAAUACAAUGAUUACUGCUUACUCAUCUCAUGGUUGUGGGCAGGAAGCUGUUUCGACGUUUGAGGAUAUGUUACGAGCUGGUAUACAGCCUGAUGGAAUCACAUUUACUGGGUUGUUAUCGGGUUGCAGCCACUCGGGUCUUGUGGAUGUUGGUCUGAGAUAUUUCGAUUGUUUGAGUUCAGUUUACUCUGUGGAGCCGAGAGAAGAACAUUAUGCUUGUGUGGUUGAUCUUCUUGGUCGUGCUGGACGAUUGGUGGAAGCAUAUAACCUCAUUUCUCAAAUGCCAAUGGCAGCGGGAGCAAGCAUUUGGGGUUCCUUAUUAGCUGCUGGUCGAAGCCAACGCAACUUAGAAAUUGCAGAAUUAGCUGCUAAAAAGUUAUUUGUCUUGGAACCAGACAACAGUGGGAAUUACGUAGUGCUCUCAAAUAUGUAUGCAGAAGCCGGAAUGUGGGAGGAGGUCAACGACCUAAGGGUCCAACUGAAAUCACAACGCAUUAUGAAGAAUCCUGGAUGUAGUUGGAUUGAAUUUGAGGGGAAAGCUCAUUUGUUCCUUGGUGGAGAUACAACUCAUCCACAGGCGGAGCAAAUAUACAUGUUUCUUGAGGCACUGCCAACCAAAAUAAAAGCAGCUGGUUACAUGCCAGAUACUACUUUUGCCUUGCAUGAUGUGAGUGAGGAGGAGAAAGAGCAAAACCUAAGUAGUCAUAGUGAGAGGCUGGCAAUUGCCUUUGGCAUUCUUAAUACAAGUCAAGGUACAGUUCUCCGUGUGACAAAGAAUCUUAGAAUCUGUGGAGACUGUCAUACUGUUAUAAAACUUAUCUCAAAGAUAUAUGAAAGAGAGAUCAUUGUAAGGGAUGUGAAUCGGUUUCAUCAUUUCAAAGAUGGUUCCUGUUCCUGCAGAGACUACUGGUGACUAAAAAUGAAGUGUAAUUUAUCUGUUCAUAUCAAAAUCAAUUAACAAACUCAGAUUGAGAAUUCCUGAAGUUUCUAUGCAUGACCGUCUCGGAGACUACCAACUGUAAUAUCAGCCUUGUUCACCGUCCACACUUGGGAGCAAAUUAUUAAACCCCAGGGGCAUUGAAUGUUUAUUUGUACACAAGCUGUCUCCUCAUUGAACUAUCACCCGUUGGUGAAUAAUAAUAAGCCUCAAAAUGAUGGGAAGUUCGUUUUAUGGAGAUUUUUGAUGUUGAGGGUGAACUGGUGAAGUAUCCUUCCUUGAGAAGUGUUGUUUCCUUGGUUUACUCACUGAAAACUGUAAUGAUCAACUUUUGGAAAAGCCAUGCAUUUAAAAUCUCACAACAUGACUGGUGGGAGGAGAUGAACUUUAUCACAGUCAAUUGUAUAUCAACUUUGAAAUCUCCGGUGUUGCUGAGACACCAAUACUAGGAACUUGAUUUUGAGGAUGUAAUUGCCGUUACAGGGAAGCUCAACACAGCAAUAAACCAUUGGACCUGGUAUGGCCUUGCGAAUGGUGAUGCUCUUGUUUACCUCAAAACAAAGAGAAGUUGAAUGUGCCUGAGCAAUUUGUUAACCAACAAAUCGUACUUAUAGUAUAAAGAUUAAAUUCAACAAUUCCUCAAUAAGAUUGACAAAUGGAAUGUACUCGAAAUAUGAGAAUGUAGGUCAUGGGAAUUGAAUUUUGUUUAAGGUUUUGACCGUCAUUUAUAACAGGGGGUAUUCCCUGACAUAUCCAGCAAUUGUACAUGAGUUGUUCUCUUC